AUGGACGUAAAGCUAAAGUGCAAGGACGCGGGGCACGCGCAGGCAAAAACCACGCUAGCGCGCCGCCACGUGACGGGUGCCUUCUGCAUCAAAGUCGUCAAUGUGGCAUGGCGUCGGUUGCCACAGGUGGUUGGGCUGGGAGAGCAGUAUAGCGGACAGGAUGAAGAGGAGAAGAUGCAUUUGCUGCCACACAUGAGCGCAGGGCAUCAGCAUGAGGAUUUGCCAAGCAUGCAAGAGGGAAAAGAUAUAUUCAAGGAGCCGAAAAUCGAGUCAACAUCGCCAUAUCCUAUCGGCGAGCUUAAGCUACCAGGCAGCAAUUAUACUAGGUGCUUGGUAGUCUCAAGAUUGCGAGUAGAGGACUCGAGCUGGAUCGAUGGCGAAUUAGGUGACAUGCUACACAGUGGUCUCUUAACGAAAGCAGAGUACGUCGUAGAUGACAGGUCGGCAUCUCUGCACCCCAUCAAGAACAAAGGGCACGAGGCGAACGUCUACCUUACAUAUAUCAUCGACUUCUACGACAAGCUGGACGACAUCAGCAUCUUCAUGCACUUCCACCGCUAUGCCUGGCACAACAACGCACUCAUGGAUACAGAUGCCGCCCAGAUGGUGCGGCAUCUCAGUCCCGAACGAGUAACAAGGGAUGGCUACAUGAAUCUUCGCUGUCAUUGGGAUCCUGGAUGUCCGGCUUGGUUGCACCCGGGUGCCCUCACGCGCAAUACGGAGAAGCUGGAGGAAACGCUGGUAGCAGACGCCUGGGCGGAGCUCUUCCCUCUCGACCCGAUCCCGGCUGUCCUUGCCCAGCCAUGCUGUGCUCAGUUCGCAGUCUCUCGCGACCGGAUUAGGAGUCUGCCUAAACAACGCUAUGUGAGCAUGCGCGACUGGAUCAUGCGGACAGAACUGUCAGACUACAUGUCCGGGCGUGUGUUCGAGUAUGUUUGGCAGUACAUCUUCACCGCAUCACCAAUCCACUGCCCCAGCAUGAGCGCCUGCUACUGUGACGGAUAUGGUUAUUGUUUUGGCUCGCAUAAAGCAUUCGAUAAGUGGUUCGAGCUUCGAUACUUGUCGAAUGAAUACAACGACGAACUACUGGUCUGGAAGGAGCAGGCGGCGUUGAUAGAAGCCGCACGCAACGCGGAUGGCACUUUUGACGAGGAUGCUAUGUUGGAUGUGCCGCAGAUAGGAAGGAAUGCUUGGCUGAAGAAUGAGAUUGCCAUGAUAGAUGAGCAGAUGCAUCAAUUGAAGACGGAAGCUUUUAAACGAGGACAGGAUCCCAGACUGCGAGCUUUGGACGUUGGGAGGGCAUGGGAGGAGGGCGAUGGAUUUUGA
Molecule: messenger RNA, 1326 nt
Organism: Recurvomyces mirabilis
Lineage: Eukaryota; Fungi; Ascomycota; Dothideomycetes; Mycosphaerellales; Teratosphaeriaceae
Exons: 2
Coding region: 1-1326 (441 amino acids)
Source: RefSeq, a predicted model, not a curated record